This is a messenger RNA of Effrenium voratum, 1047 nucleotides long. NCBI's taxonomy places the organism in Eukaryota, Dinophyceae, Suessiales, Symbiodiniaceae. The record is from the annotation of a GenBank genome assembly.
AUGCGGAACGAAGGAACCGAUAUCGGAUUCGCAGAGCCCACCUGGUCCGCCAUGGUGGAAAUGGGCUGGACGGGCAUCCUGGUGCCGGAAGAAUAUGGCGGAUCAGAUCUUGGCUAUCUGACCUUCGGGCUGGUUCUUGAGGAGCUGGGUAAGCAGUUGGCCGCGUCCCCACUGUUUGCCUCGGCCUAUGUUGGCGCCACCGCUCUGCUUCUUGCAGGUACAGAGGCACAAAAGUCGAGCCAUCUGCCGCGUAUCGUAGACGGCACAGAAAUUGUGACGCUCGCCGUUGACGAGGGGCCACGCCAUGCGCCCGCGCGUACAGCGCUGGAAGCGAAAUCUGAAGGAGGCAAACAUGUUCUCACAGGAUCAAAGACGCUGGUUUUAGAAGGCAUGUCUGCGACGCAUUUCCUUGUCGUUGCGCGCUCCACCGGAAAAGUGGGGGAGGCACAAGGCCUCUCUCUCUUUAUUGUCCCUGCGGACGCGGCGGGACUAUCUCGGCGUGCAAUGAAAACCAUGGACAGCCGCGGCUACGCAGAAUUAAAUUUUGACGGUGUCGAGGUCUCAGAUGCGGACCUCAUGGGACCGGCUGGUCAGGCUGGGGAAGUGUUGGACGAAAUACUGGACCGCGCGCGAGCAGGCAUAGGCGCAGAGAUGCUGGGUGUCGGGUCGCAGGCCUUUGCCAUGACGCUUGAUUACCUUAAGACGCGCAAACAGUUUGGUGCUGUCAUCGGAUCUUUUCAGGCGUUGGGCCAUCGGGCAGCGGAACUGUUUGCGGCGAUGGAACUAGCGCGCUCAUGUGGAGAGGCGGCGCUUCAGGAGAUCGACGCCCAGAGCAACAGUGUGGCUAAAGCCUGUUCUCUUUCAAAAGCGAAGGUUGGAGACUUUCUCCACACCAUGUCCAAUCAGCUGAUCCAGAUACAUGGCGGUAUUGGCAUGACCGACGAGUUUGAUGCGGGCCUUUACCUCAAACGGGCGCGUGUUCUUGAGACGCUUUACGGGAAUCAGUCCUAUCACCGAGACCGCUACGCGCGGCUUCUAGGAUUCUAG